AUGGAGAACUCAGUGCAACCAAGCUCUGACAAUGUUGCCCAGACAUGUGGAACCCGUGGUAACCUGUUCCUGAGGAAAAUAAGGAGAUUGAUACCCAUCAACUUCUGGCAGGAAGUGAAACACAUUUCUGGACUGGCUGGACGGGUGUUUUUGACAGAACUGAUGAUGCUUCUAUUAAAUAUUGUCAGCUUCGCGUUCUGUGGACAUUUAGGAAAAACUGAAUUGGACGCACUUAGUCUUGCCGCAGCGGCGUUAAUUGUUCCGGGUAUCUCCAUGGGUGUUGGGUUGGCUACAGCAUGUGACACACUCAUAUCUCAGACAUAUGGCAGCAAGAACUGGAAGCGAAUAGGAGUGAUUCUCCAAAGAGGGAUUCUCAUUCUCAUGAUAACCUGCUUCCCCUGCUGGGCCAUCUUCGUAAACAUCGAGCACAUUCUUUUGGCUUUAAAACAGUCUCCUGCAGUGGCCAAGUUAGCACAGCUCUAUGUGAAGCUGUUUUGUCCUAGCCUUCCCGCAAUAUUUCUUCAUGUCUUAGAGAACAGCUACCUUCAGAAUCAGGGGAUCAUCGUGCCUCAAAUUUUCGUUGGUCUCAUAACCAACAUCUUCAAUGCUGUAGUCAAUUAUCUCUUCCUCUAUGUGCUGAUGCUGGGAGUGGCAGGCUCGGCUGCUGCUAGUGUUCUCUCUCAGUACUGUCAGGCUAUUCUCCUGUUUGUGUACAUUCGAUGGAAAAAGUUGCAUGUUAAGACCUGGACAGGAUGGUCUGCUGACUGCCUGCAGGAGUGGGGCCAUUUUACACGGCUGGCAAUUCCUAGCAUGUUUAUGCUAUGCAUGGAAUGGUGGUCAUUUCACAUUGGAGCACUCACUGUAGGGCUAAUUAAUGAAGUUCAACUUGGAGCCCAGUCCAUUGCUUACCAAGUUAUAACAAUACCUUACAGGGUUUCUAUAGGAUACAGGGUGGCUGCAACUGUUCAUGUGGGUAACGCACUGGGUGCCAGUAAUCCAGACAAGGCUGUAAACUCUGCUAAAGUUGCUAUAUACUGCAUUGUGUGCAUCUCCUUAGUAAAUACAAUGAUACUUGGAGCAAUAAAGAACGUGGUGGGCUAUAUCUUCACCAGUGACAAAGAAAUUGUUCAUUUAGUUGCAGACAUCAUUCCACAAUCUGCUGCUUUUCAUUUCUUUGAUGCCACUACAGGUGUACUUGGUGGAGUGUUAAGAGGAGCUGGGAAGCAGAAACUGGGAGCUAUCGGUAACCUAGUUGGAUAUUACAUAAUUGGGCUUCCCAUUGGAAUCGCACUGAUGUUUGCUGCAAAACAGGGUGUACUUGGAUUCUGGUCCGGAAUGCUCAUUUGUGUGCUUGUACAAUUAGUUUUCUUUCUGACAGUGAUUUAUAGAAUCAACUGGAACGAAGCAUCCAAUCAGGCUCUGAUUAACGCAGGUGUGAAAAAAGAUGUGGAUGCCUCAAAUAGUGCCUCUGGUGGCCACAUCCAGGAAAUUUCAACAGAAGUGAACACAGGAAACAGCGCAGUGGAUCCGAUUCCCAAUGUUUGUCAAUUGGAACAACAGAUAAACAAGGACCAGGUGACAGAUGAGUCUUCCAUUGUGGACACUGGAGUGACCACGAUUGGAGAAAUCUUGUCCACAAAACAACUGAUCAUUCGUCGUGGCCUAGCCUUCCUUUCAGGACCACUUGUACUGGCAAUUGGACUGGUGAUACACUUCAUUCUUGCAAAGGACAUGAUCGAUUCCUCUGGACUGGACCUGUGUGGAGUGGGGGUGAUUGCGAGGAGGGAGGAAGAUCUCCUCGUAAGCCUGCUCCUGGGCCUGGCCAAGGUGGCCAUCAACAGGUCCGGGCAGCGGGCGGCCGAGGGCGGUCAUCCAGCCCGACUGCCUGCCCCUCUACUGCAUCCAAGUGACCGGGUGGCCCUGCAGAGGGAGCACGUGGUGCCCGUUGGUACUCUGGAGGCUUUCCGUGACCGGUGGGCAUCGCUGGGGCUGGGACUGGGGCUGGGGCUGGGGCUCAUCUUCACCCCUGGAAAUGACAUUUUGAUUUGA
Carcharodon carcharias (great white shark) is the source of this 2049-nucleotide messenger RNA. RefSeq names its product multidrug and toxin extrusion protein 1-like. The transcript has 19 exons. Gene Ontology annotation, molecular function: antiporter activity; xenobiotic transmembrane transporter activity. Gene Ontology annotation, cellular component: membrane. The coding region runs from base 1 to 2049 and encodes 682 amino acids. The record is from RefSeq and is a predicted model, not a curated record. Lineage: Eukaryota; Metazoa; Chordata; Chondrichthyes; Lamniformes; Lamnidae. Gene Ontology annotation, biological process: xenobiotic detoxification by transmembrane export across the plasma membrane.